Messenger RNA from Capronia epimyces CBS 606.96, 828 nucleotides. RefSeq lists its product as uncharacterized. Lineage: Eukaryota; Fungi; Ascomycota; Eurotiomycetes; Chaetothyriales; Herpotrichiellaceae. The record is from RefSeq and is a predicted model, not a curated record. The coding region runs from base 1 to 828 and encodes 275 amino acids. The transcript has 2 exons.
AUGAAUGGACAAUCGCCAUGGCUUGCCUUGAAUACUAAAGGAGACCCAUCGGGCGGACCAGCGCUGUCAUUGGAUCACUUUCAGUCCCCUCAGCUCUAUUACGACUCUGGUUUGUUCGGAGUUGAGGCUGGGUAUAUCUCGCCUAAGCAACUCAACCUGGAUGCAGCGCUGUCAAGUUACCCGCCUCUGCCUGAACUAGACGCCCCUUUUGAAGACUCUGUACACGCCGCGAAGGAUCCUCAGAUCUCUUCUCCCUCUACCUAUCUCCCCUCUUGGCCUCUCGCAGAGGCAAUGCCGGCGUGGUUUGAUGGAGAGAAAUUAGGAAUACAAAGUGUAUGGACUGCAGAAGCCGCACGGACCUCGACUCAGGCAACCUCAACGACGACUGGUACACCCUAUAUGGUGAGGGGCGGACUGAGAGACACCUCGAAAGACGAGUACCUGGUUCGAUGCAAAGAACAAGGGAUGUCGUAUAAGCAGAUCAAAGAAUCCGGCGGCUUUAACGAGGCCGAGUCGACUCUGCGAGGCAGGUACCGAGCUCUAACGAAGCCACGAGAAGCAAGGUUGAGAAAGCCCGAAUGGGGACAACGAGAGAUUGACCUACUUUUCGAGGGAGUUGCGCAUUGCUCUAAGUCGAACACAGGCAUUCCACCAUUGGACACCGACUCGGAUGCUGUUACAAUAGGCCAAUUUGUGAAUAAGGUGCCCUGGAAGCAGGUUGCCGAAUAUAUGGAGAGCAAAGGCGCCUACAGAUACGGCAACGCGACCGUUAAGAAAAAGUACCUGGAAAUUCUCAAGGAAGGAGGUGCUUCGGUCAGGAUAGACUGA